Nerophis lumbriciformis (worm pipefish) is the source of this 1011-nucleotide messenger RNA. The record is from RefSeq and is a predicted model, not a curated record. NCBI's taxonomy places the organism in Eukaryota, Metazoa, Chordata, Actinopteri, Syngnathiformes, Syngnathidae.
AUGUCACAGAGUUUAGCUGAUGUUUUGCUGCAGUGGGAACGUCUGGAAGAAGAGUAUCAUAACAUUCAGGAGACACACAGGAUGUACCUACAAAAACUGGAUGAAAUUUCCAAGCUCCAAAAGAGUUGCUUUUCUGCCAUUUGCCUUCAACGUACAAAACUUCAGGAGAUGUCCUCUAAUGUGAAAAAGUGCAGCAAAGUGCUGUCAAAGGAAAAUUCCCUUGAAAUGAAGGACAAAAUAAAGAUGCAAACUAAUGCUUUAUUGGAAAUGGAAGCAUUCCUCCCCAGGAAAAAUGGGCUGUACCUCAGUCUGGUACUUGGAAAUGUGAAUGUCACUCUACUCAGCAAACAGUUAAAAUUUGCCUACAAAGAUGAAUAUGAGAAAUUCAAGCUGUACCUGACAUUUGUCCUGCUGCUCUUUUCCUUUAUAUGCUAUUUCUUUGUGAGCUACAGGUUUCUUGAUGCUCUCCUCAACUUCCUGCUGGUGUGGUAUUACUGCACAUUGACAAUUAGGGAAAGUAUUCUCAUCACCAAUGGCUCCAGAAUCAAGGGCUGGUGGGUUUUCCAUCAUUACAUCUCAGCAUUUUUGUCUGGCGUAAUGCUCACAUGGCCCGACGGCAACUUGUACAAGGUAUUCAGGAAUCAGUUCUUGGCAUACUCUCUCUACCAAAGUUUUGUUCAAUGCCUCCAGUGUUAUUAUCAAAGUGGAUGUCUAUACAGACUCAGAGCACUAGGAGAAAGACACAACAUGGAUCUUACCGUGGAGGGAUUUCAGUCCUGGAUGUGGAAAGGACUGACGUUUCUUUUGCCCUUCCUGUUUUUCGGUCAUUUCUGGCAGCUGUUCAAUAGCCUGUCGCUCUUCAGAAUGGCUCGGCUCCCAGUCUGCACAGAAUGGCAGGUCUUGGUGUGUAGCCUCUCCUUCUUUAUUCUCUUCAUGGGAAACUUCUUCACGACUCUUGCUGUGGUCCAUCAGAAGCUCAAGAAGAGGAAUCAGAAAACAAAGAUUCUGUGA